Messenger RNA from Mercurialis annua (annual mercury), 802 nucleotides. Its product is annotated as EPIDERMAL PATTERNING FACTOR-like protein 2. Gene Ontology annotation, biological process: guard cell differentiation; stomatal complex development. The record is from RefSeq and is a predicted model, not a curated record. NCBI's taxonomy places the organism in Eukaryota, Viridiplantae, Streptophyta, Magnoliopsida, Malpighiales, Euphorbiaceae. The transcript has a single exon. Bases 262 to 627 code for a protein of 121 amino acids.
GUUCUCAAUUCUACAAACCGUCUCAAACCUUUAAAUUGGUUUAAUUGGUGAACAAGCCAUUAGCGCCACAGACAUGUCCCUUCUAUCUGCAACAAUCUUCCUCACUGUACCUCUAUAUAUACAUUCAUUUCACCUGUUCCAUUUUUUACCAACCCAUUUUCACUCUCUCUUCUUCAAGAAAAUAAAAUAAAAUUUUCCUGUUCUUCUCCUCUAAAUACAUCACUUUCUUGAAUUUGUUUCAGAAGUUUCACUAUUGAUUUGAUGGCUCCCUCAUCAAAAACUUACCCACUUUGGUUUAAACUGAAAAAACUUGCAAUGAUUUUCAUUUUCUGUGUGUUGUUUGUUCUUGAAGUAGAUGCUGAGAGGGUGCCAUUUUCAAGAAAAAGCGAGGGUUUGCAGCAGAAGAAAAUGGUGUUAGGUUCACGGCCACCGGGCUGUGUACACAAGUGCUUGAGUUGCAGACCUUGCAUGGCUACUUUGGUAGUUCCUUCUCAUCAGAAGAAGUUGAAAGCAUUGUCUCAUCACGGUGGUGGUGGUGGUGGUGGUGGUGGUGAGGAUGAUGAUGGUGAUGGAUAUUAUCUUCUUUCAUGGAAAUGCAGAUGCGGAGAUAAGCUUUUUCAACCUUGAUGAAAUUUGUGUAGUGGAGCCUCAUUUUUGUAUGUUUAAAUAUUAAUGUAAAAAUAUGCAUUUUAGCUAGGUUAUUGCUAGCUGAACCUUCUGAUUAUUUUAAAUUUAAUAUUUCUUUUUUAUUACCUUACACUGCCUAUUUUCUGUGAAAAUUGAUUUAUAAUGCUAUAAGGGG